This is a messenger RNA of Chanos chanos (milkfish), 944 nucleotides long. It is a transcript of the gene ssr3, whose product is annotated as signal sequence receptor, gamma. NCBI's taxonomy places the organism in Eukaryota, Metazoa, Chordata, Actinopteri, Gonorynchiformes, Chanidae. The transcript is spliced from 5 exons. Bases 101 to 658 code for a protein of 185 amino acids. Gene Ontology annotation, biological process: SRP-dependent cotranslational protein targeting to membrane. The record is from RefSeq and is a predicted model, not a curated record. Gene Ontology annotation, cellular component: endoplasmic reticulum; membrane.
CUGACGCGGCUUAAGCGCCGAUGCUUCAGACAGAACAGUUUCAUACGUGUCAGUGUCUGUUUGCUGUUGGACGAGAGAACGGCUCGUGGACAUAGAAACUAUGGCACCAAAGGGCAGCAGCAAGCAGCAAUCCGAAGAAGAUCUGCUUCUGCAGGAUUUCAGCAGAAACCUCUCGGCCAAGUCUACUGCGCUUUUCUACGGCAAUGCCCUGAUCGUCUCAGCAAUUCCCAUUUGGCUGUUCUGGCGGAUCUGGCACAUGGAUCUGGUCCAGUCUGCGGUACUGUACGCCGUUAUGACUCUCGUUAGCACUUACCUGGUCGCCUUCGCAUACAAGAACGUCAAAUUCGUUCUCAAACACAAAGUUGCCCAGAAACGUGAGGAUGCUGUCUCUAAGGAGGUGACCCGCAAACUGUCUGAGGCUGACAACCGCAAGAUGUCCCGUAAAGAGAAAGAUGAGAGGAUCCUGUGGAAGAAGAAUGAGGUUGCUGACUACGAGGCCACCACCUUCUCCAUCUUUUACAACAACACGCUGUUCCUCGUCCUGGUCAUCAUCGCCUCUUUCUUCCUGCUCAAGAACUUCAACCCUACAGUGAACUACAUCUUGUCCAUCAGUGCCUCCUCAGGACUCAUUGCCCUGCUCUCCACUGGCUCCAAAUAAGACCCACAGGGAUUUGGAAGAGGACCAAGAAAGGGAGAGAGUGUGUUUAGGGGAAGCAUUAUGUGGGAUUUUUUUCGUAUUAUUUUUGGGGGUGAAUAAAGACAGUAUACUUACCAUUUCAUUUGAGGACUCAUGAAAUUCAUGAUCACCAAAAUGUCAGGAGGUCAUUUCAGAUCUCUGCCUGUCUCCCUCUCUCUCUCUCUUUUUUUUUUUUAAACCAAUAAAUGACAGCUGGCCGAACAGGUGUAUUUCAUGGGUCAUGUCUCCACCUGUUUGUUAAACUGCA